UUGAAAUACGUUCACAGCUAAAAUGCCAAUUAUAGUAAAAGAGUUUACUUGGAAGCAGACUCCGACAGCCUUGAAUAUAACGAUACCUCUUAGUCAAGGGAACAAAGAAAGGGUAGACUUAUUUGCGGCUGAUUCGUACAUCAAGGCGCACUACAGCCCUUUCCUAUUCGAGGUUUUUCUUCUCCAUGACGUGAACAUAGAUAAAAGCAAAUGUCUCGUUAAAGAAGACUUUAUAAUUCUCGACCUGGUGAAGAGAGAGGAGCAAGAAUGGGAGCAGUUAGAGAAGGAAUUAACGAAGGCAGAGAAGAUAAAAUUAAGGCAGGAGAGUUUGGAGAAAUGCCAGGAGAAAGCUAAAGAGGGAUUUGAGCAGAAGAGGAUUAAGAAGAGUGAAAUGGACCGGUUCACAGUGCAGAAGGCUAUGGAGAUUGAUUCUAGGCAUCAUGAGAUAAUGGAUAAGAGGAGAGACGAGCAAAGGAAGAUAGCCAUGGAUGCUUUAGAGAUGUGGAGGGUAAACACUGACGAGGAAGGGGGUAAGGGGGUGAAGAUAGUAGAGUUGCCGGACGAUAAGGAGAACGGGGUUGUAAUAGAAGAGGUGACGAAUGAAAAGCCGACGCCGAAGAUAGAGAAGAAAGUAGAGCCAGAGGAAGUGAAGGUGAAGAAAGUACCGCAACCUGCGACACCGCAUCCUAAGAAACUAGUGAAGACCCAAAUAAAGUCAGAAUACGUGGAUAAGAAACGCGCCGAAGCGGCGAAGCGCGUGCUGCCCGCGCUACGCAGCCAGGGCAGUCUGGAGAUUCACCACACCCCCAGGGUGUUCCCCACGCCGAGCCGCGAGUCAGCCAGGGCCGAGGAGGAAGCCUGGCUGAAGAAUGUCACCCUGGCACGUCGCGCUACAGGGUUCGUGUCCGAGGACCUGCGGCCAGAAGAGCAAGACCCGGAAUGGUGCAAGAACAAAGGCGACCAGUUCUUCCGCGCCGCCAACUACCUGGGCGCCAUCAGCGCCUACACGCAUGGCAUCUUGCUGUCGGACCGUCUGCCAAGUUUGUUCUCUAACCGCGCAGCGGCCCACUUCGCGCUCGGCAACUUCAACAAAUGCGUGAACGACUGCUCCACAGCCCUCGAGCUGCUGGUGCCGCCGUGCGCGUCCAACCUGCGCGCGCGCGCCGCGUGCCUCGCGCGCCGCGCCGCCGGCCUCGCGCGCCUCGGCUACCUGCACAAGGCCAUCGCCGAGAUGAAGGCGGCCUCCCACCUCGUGCCCGACGACCACACGAUCAAGAAGGAUAUUCAUGAUAUGGAGCGCGCGUGGGAGCAGAAUCCUGAUGACUAUUGAAGCGUUU
Messenger RNA from Cydia strobilella, 1337 nucleotides. RefSeq names its product dynein axonemal assembly factor 4-like. NCBI's taxonomy places the organism in Eukaryota, Metazoa, Arthropoda, Insecta, Lepidoptera, Tortricidae. The coding region runs from base 23 to 1330 and encodes 435 amino acids. The transcript has 4 exons. Gene Ontology annotation, molecular function: protein binding. The record is from RefSeq and is a predicted model, not a curated record. Gene Ontology annotation, biological process: outer dynein arm assembly; inner dynein arm assembly; cilium movement.